Messenger RNA from Paramisgurnus dabryanus, 2591 nucleotides. It is a transcript of the gene gpr171, whose product is annotated as G protein-coupled receptor 171. Gene Ontology annotation, molecular function: G protein-coupled purinergic nucleotide receptor activity. Gene Ontology annotation, biological process: G protein-coupled receptor signaling pathway. NCBI's taxonomy places the organism in Eukaryota, Metazoa, Chordata, Actinopteri, Cypriniformes, Cobitidae. The record is from RefSeq and is a predicted model, not a curated record. Gene Ontology annotation, cellular component: membrane.
UACGUUAUGAACAGUGGUACAUGCCUUCUCUCCACUGGUUGAUGUAAUUAUGGCCAAACCCAAAGAAAAGAGGAAACAGGAUGUGUAAUGUAAUGAAGUCUGUGGAGAGGCUUUAAGAACUCAGAUAUUUCUGAGUAGCUGUAGUUGUUGGAUUUUCCGAACAGACAAAGCUUCACCUAACGCUCGGCAAUCUGCAUAUAUGAUGUCUGUGAGGUGUUACGUUAUCUCUGUCUGAAGUAAUCAGGAAGUGAUGGUAACGGCAAAAAUACUUGUACUGUUCAUUCACAGUUUGCAAUAAAGCUAGAAAAAGUAAACUGACUUCUACAAAAGAUUUUCUACAUAUAUAUGCUGAUUUGUUGGACUUAAACAGAAAGACAUUUACGUGCAAAUGAGCAGAGAAUUUACCACAUCCUCCCUAAAUUUUUAAGAGUUGAGUACAUUGCUCACGUACAAAUUGUGCAAAAAUGGAAAGUGCAAAUCACAGCACCUGUGUGAUCAACGACAACAUGGUACCCUUCGCCACACUUUAUAUCCUCAUCUUCCUCAUUGGCAUUGCCACCAGCCUGGUGGCACUAUGGGCCUUCAUCACCAGCAAAAGUGCAAAAAAGUGCAUCAACGUUUACCUGAUCAACCUUCUGCUGUCAGACUUUCUGCUCAUGAUGGCUCUUCCAGUUAAAAUCGCAAACGAUCUGGGCACAGAGUCUCAGAGUUUGAUGGUCUUCCAAUGCCAGGUGACCGGGCCACUCAUCUACAUCAACUUGUACGCUUCGAUCAUCUUUCUUUCAUUUAUCAGCGUUCAACGAUAUCUACAAAUAACCCGGAGCUCAAAACUUCUCCGAUUGCAGGAGGUAGGCUUUGCUGUGCUGAUGUCAGCAGUUGUCUGGUUCCUCAUCCUCUUCAUAAAUGUGCCCAACAUGGCCAUCCCUAUAAAUAACAUAACAAUGAAACAAGGGGUAACCUGUUCUGACUUUAAAACUGAAAUGGCUAAGCACUGGCACGCACUGUCUGUCUUUCUGGGCAUGGCUAUCUUCUUUAAUGCCUCUGCAGCUGUGCUUUUGUCCAACGGUCUGGUCUUGAAGCAGCUCUGGCGUAGACGUGAAACUGACCCAGAGGACCAAGCGAGCGCCCAGCAUGCCUUUAGAAAUAUUGCACUGGUGACUCUGGCUUACGUUAUAUGCUUUGUGCCAUACCAUGCGGUGCGGAUGCCGUACACGUUUACACAAGUCACAGAGUUAAUCACAGAUUGUGCCUUGAAAAAGCGUCUGUUCUUGGCCAAGGAGUCUACUCUGCUUCUCGCCAUUUUGCACCUGUGCUUUGAUCCCCUGUUGUAUUUCAUCAUCUGCCGUGCAUUUAGAAAACGGGUCACUAAGGUUUUCUUAAAGCAACUCAGCAUGUCAGAUGCCGAUACUCAAAUUCCAGAGUAAAUAUUCCAUCGGAGUAAAGGAGAGUAAAGGAGUUUUGGACCAAGUGUAACUGAGACAUCCUCCAGUAUUUUACUGUACAUGUGCUACGGUGCAAAAGAAAACACUGUCGCAUAAAACGACAACUAUAAGGACAAAACUGAAACUAGCUUAUAUGAGCAGGGUGGAAUUAAUUUGCCUGUCUAUCAGUCAUUGUUACAUCACAAAUUAAUAUUCAUAAGGACAGCUGAUUACAUUUAUAAUGCCUAUAAAGCCUUCUAACAUAAGACUAAAGAAGAUGAAAUGUGUAAAUUUGCUCAGAUCUGUUUGUAUGAUUAUUUAAUGUUGUGGCAUUUACUAUUUUAGUUAUGCAUGCAUUAAGCAUACGGUUGAUAAUGAAUUGUAUAAAUUGUUUGUAAUUUUCACAAUAAUGGCUAAUCGAAAAUUAAUAAAUGAUGUAUUUUAAAUUGUAAAUGCUUUAUUGUAAAUAAAGAUUGGACUAUAUAUUUUUUAAAUAUUGUUACCACGGUUAAUGUUAUUUGCAUUAAUUUCCCUUUGAUAAACUUUUUGAUGGAAUUUGGGUUGCUUGUUAUUCACCGAAAUUAGAAAGAAAAAGGCUACUUGUGCUUAUAAACAGUCAGAACAGUAUGUGAGUCAUUGUCUGUGGUGGUAUGACUGUCUGUCAAAAGGUCUUGAACACCCACUGGUUAUUAAUCAUCACCUUUCUGUCAGUGUGUCGGCUAAGCUAGGAAAUUAUUUGUUCGUCUCAUAACCGAAACAUUCCCAUGGUAAUUUUUUUUUAAAGCAGAUAGUACUGGGCUGGACUACUGGUGUUACGUUACUGUGCAACUGUGAUAACUGGAUUAAUCAAGUCAUGUUAUUUAAAAUUUCUUAUAUUCUUAAUGUCAUGUUAUAAGGUUAUUACAUAUUUUAAAAAUUAAAAUUUCUGUAAAAUGGUUUGAUAUUUAUUACAGAUGUCAUUUUAUUCAUGCAAUUAGCCAACAUAACCUAAUGGCCAUUCAUAUGUAUUUUAUGAGAUGGCUAAUUUUUAUAAAUUUGUACAACCAAAAAUUCCUAUAUUUCCUAUACAAUUUCACCCUGUGACAUUAGGUUUAGGGGUGGGGGUAGUGAUUAUUGUUUUUUUUCUUCUAACAAUUGUAUGUUUUUGCAUGAUUCACACAAAUUAGCCAA